GAUGAUGACGAUUCGGAUGCAGAAGAUAAAAGCAAAUCCAAGAAGGGGAAAAAACGAGAGAAACCGCCCGAAGAUUCGAAAGCGCAAUACUUGAAACGAUUGAAACAUUUGGUUGUUUUGGCCGGAUUGCGUUUCAAUUACAAGAAAAUGUUCGAUGGAAUUGAAAGCGAUAAGAAAAAAAUUGAUCUGCUCAAAGAAGCGCUAACCAAUAAAGGCGUUACGACGCUAUCAGCAGAAGGUUGUAAAAGUUUCAAACUGAAGCGUGAAGAAGAACAAGAAUUGGCCGAAUUAAGCAGUAAUCGUAUUAUAGAACCUAACACCAGUUAG
Anisakis simplex (herring worm) is the source of this 327-nucleotide messenger RNA. Lineage: Eukaryota; Metazoa; Nematoda; Chromadorea; Rhabditida; Anisakidae. The record is from the annotation of a GenBank genome assembly.